AUGGUGGAAAGACACCGAGAGGAUGGACAUGCAAGAAUGAUGCAUGACUACUUUGGACCUAACUGUACUUGGGGCCCUAAGAAGUUCCACCAGCGUUUGGGUAUGUAUCGACCUCUUUUCUUACGUAUUCUAAGUGAGAUUGUUGUUGCGGAUCCUGCUUUUGAUUUCCAAGUUGAUUGUACCGGAAAACUUUGUCACUCUCCCCACAUGAAGAUGUAUGCCGUAAUGAAAUGUUUGUGUAAAGGUAUAUUCGUUGAUAGCACAGAUGAUUAUGUCCGUAUGGGAGCGCCAACCGUCUAUAUGUAUGUGAAGAGGUUUACCAGGGUAAUUGUUCGCCGCUUUGGUCCAAGGUACGUGCGACUUCCUACAAGAGAAGACACGGAAAUAUUAUUGCCAGAAAAUGCGGCUAGAGGUUUCCUGGAAUGCUUGGAAGUGUUGAUUGUAUGCAUUUUCGGUGGAAGAAUUGUCCAACAGCAUGGGAAGGUACGUUCCGUGGGGUCGAACAACGACUUGAACGUCUUGGCUCAAUCUCCACUUUUUGAUAAGAUGGUUAAUGGUUUAGCAGCUCCUUGUAAUUACCGCAUCAAUGGCCACAGCUACGACAAGGGUUACUACUUGGCGGAUAAUAUAUAUCCACGAUUAUCUUGUAUAGUGCAGUCAUUCAAAAUUCUUCUUCCAAAUCAGCCAGUUAAAUCGUUGUUCAAUAAAUACCAACAAGCGAAGAGAAAGGAUGUUGAAAGGGCUUUUGGAACUCUCCAAAACAAGUUCCAAAUAACUAAAAAGCCAGCAUGUUACUGGGAUAAUAAGGAUAUAAACUUUAUUAUCAAGGCUUGUUUGAUUUUGCAUAAUAUGAUCAUUGAGAAUGAAAGACGUAACUUAGAUUGGGGUCAAGUCGUGAACGAACCAAUACGACAGGUUACUGGAAUACCGAGGUCAUACCACGCGUUAAGGAAUGAUGAGGCAUAUCUCCAACUCCGCAAUGAUCUUGUUCAACACAUUUGGAUACGACAUGGACUAGGUCUCAGAGACGGUGAAAUGUCACCAGAAUCUCCCCCUCCACCACCAGAUGAUCUUGAUGGUUCGGAUGGCGAAUUCGAUCCUACCGAUGUUUACCCAGCAGAACAGCUUUAG
Messenger RNA from Papaver somniferum (opium poppy), 1131 nucleotides. RefSeq lists its product as uncharacterized. NCBI's taxonomy places the organism in Eukaryota, Viridiplantae, Streptophyta, Magnoliopsida, Ranunculales, Papaveraceae. The record is from RefSeq and is a predicted model, not a curated record. The transcript is spliced from 2 exons. Bases 1 to 1131 code for a protein of 376 amino acids.